This is a messenger RNA of Zingiber officinale, 1666 nucleotides long. Its product is annotated as solanesyl-diphosphate synthase 1, mitochondrial-like. Gene Ontology annotation, cellular component: transferase complex. The record is from RefSeq and is a predicted model, not a curated record. Gene Ontology annotation, molecular function: prenyltransferase activity. The transcript has 12 exons. The coding region runs from base 189 to 1454 and encodes 421 amino acids. Gene Ontology annotation, biological process: ubiquinone biosynthetic process; isoprenoid biosynthetic process. Lineage: Eukaryota; Viridiplantae; Streptophyta; Magnoliopsida; Zingiberales; Zingiberaceae.
UACAGGACCACGCUUCCUGAUCACCACCGAUCGCCGUGGCUGCGGCGCAUCGCAUGGGCAAAGGACGAUCGUUAGUCCGAGCUCUUCUUGUUCUUCCUUGCGAGAACAUUCUUUCGCACUAGCGAGUUUUGUCUUCGUUAUUGUGUUUUCCUCAGAGUUGCGCAUUUUCCGCCGGGUCGGCGCUUAGGAUGCAGAUGCUCAGGUGGGGCUUCAGGAGUUUGUGUCGAUCGAGGACAGUCGGAUCUGAUGCAUAUUCUUUGAAAAUAUUUCUUCCUGUGGCUUCUCUUGGGGCUCCUUUAAGUCAAAUCCCUGCUGAGGUACUCUCAAAGGUACGGAAUUAUAGAGAAUAUCAUUUUCAGAGUUCACAUGGCUUACAUGACAUCAGAUAUCAGAUUGACCAAGACAAAAUACCUGCAGCCAAGGAACCAGUGGACCCCUUUGCCUUGGUUUCUGAUGAACUCUCAAUUAUCGCAAAUAGAUUGCAGUCAAUGGUGGUCAGUAAGGUCCCCAAGCUGGCAUCAGCUGCUGAAUAUUUCUUCAAAGUAGGAGCUGAAGGGAAAAAAUUUCGACCUACAGUACUACUAUUGAUGGCUUCAGCUCUGAGUAUGCCUACACCCACUUCCAUUGCUGUUGAAGUAGCUAGUAGUUUCCAAAAGAAUAUGCGCACCAGGCAGCAGCGUGUUGCUGAAAUAACUGAAAUGAUUCAUGUUGCAAGCCUUCUCCAUGAUGACGUCUUAGACGGUGCGGAUACAAGACGUGGUAUUGGUUCACUGAACUUUGUAAUGGGCAACAAGCUUGCUGUGCUUGCUGGAGAUUUUUUACUUUCUAGAGCUUGUGUUGCCCUUGCGUCACUAAAGAACACGGAGGUUGUAUCAUUAUUGGCCACUGCUGUUGGACAUCUGGUCACUGGUGAAACAAUGCAGAUGACAACUAAUGCUGAGCAAUGUCACAGCAUGGAGUAUUACCUGUCGAAGUCAUACUACAAGACGGCUUCAUUGAUCUCAAACAGUUGCAAAGCUAUUGCUUUGCUAGCAGGGCAAACUACAGAAGUGGCAUUACAUGCAUAUAGUUAUGGGCGACAUCUAGGUUUAGCAUUCCAACUAAUAGAUGAUGUGCUUGAUUUCGUUGGUACUACAGCUUCACUGGGGAAGGGAUCCCUAUCUGAUAUUCGACAUGGAAUCAUUACAGCUCCAAUCCUUUUUGCAAAAGAAGAGUUCCCGGAGCUGCAAGCAGUUAUUGAUAAGGGAUUUGACAAUCCUGCAAAUAUAGAGGCCGCGCUUGAUUAUCUGGGAAAAAGUCAAGGAAUUGAGAGGACGAGAGCACUUGCAAUUGAACAUGCUAAUCAGGCAAUUGCAGCGAUCAACGCCCUUCCUGAAAGUGAUAGUGAGGAUGUCCUGAUUUUUAGGCGUGCGCUUGUCGAUCUUUCUCACAUGGUGAUCACUCGAUCAAAGUAAAACUGCAAUUCACACAAAAACUGUAACUCAGAAUUUGUGUGCUACAACGUUAAUUAGGCUCUAGGUAUUUGGUUCUUUUGAAUACAUAUGCUUGUUAGACAAAGUCAUAAUUGAGCAAACCACUACGAUUCUUCUUGGUAAUUUUGUUAUUUCAAUUUCUUACAGUGUUUUUUUCUUUGAGGCUUACUUGAUUACAAUUUGAUGUUUACUUA